Molecule: messenger RNA, 430 nt
Organism: Guyanagaster necrorhizus
Lineage: Eukaryota; Fungi; Basidiomycota; Agaricomycetes; Agaricales; Physalacriaceae
Exons: 2
Coding region: 89-361 (90 amino acids)
Source: RefSeq, a predicted model, not a curated record
GUAUCGUAAGCGGAAUGAAAAACGUGAAGCGCGACAACCCGGACGAGCUGCGCGCAAGCCAACGGGGUCGGCAACGAUCGUCGGAGGGAUGGAUGUACCGAGUUGCAGCUCGACCUUACCCCAAAAGAUUGCGAAAGUUCAUGUCCGUGGUAAACCCCGCUCACAAAGUGGCUGGAUCGCCUACCAUGAAAGCCAAGACCCGCUCACCCUAGUUGAGCACUCUCGGUACGUAGGCUACAGCUCCAAGUCUUCCUCGGUUUCUUUUGUCAUCCGUUACGACUGGGGCUACCAUAUGCCAGACAUUGGAAACAUCCCACGCCCAUGGGCAGAUAUUGACCCCGAGUCGGGCUGGAAGACAUAGGCGCAAAUCAUCUCGACACAGCACGCACCAAAAGGCGAGAAUAUUACCAAUCGAAUAAGAUUUUCCUUC